CACAAAACAUAGAAGCGAAAUCUAGUGCGUAAUCUCGAGUAUAGUUUGAGUUUCAGGGUUUUCUAUCUAUCUCCAUAUUUUUGACUAUGGCUUUGGGGAAGAAGUGCCGGAGUGACUCACUCAAACGCAGCGUUUCAUUCGGCGGCGCGGUCGGUGAAGGGUUUGUUCGAGCUUUGGGGAGGAAAAGGGUUGAGAUUGUUGAGUUGGGUAGCCCCAAGACUCCGUUGAAGAGGCAGAGGAGCGCGUGUUUCGAUUUCAAUAUUGAUUUUGAGGAUGGUGUGCCUAAACUAGAAGCUCUGCCUCGGGAGAUUCUGAUUAAGAUUCUGUGUGGAGUUGAUCAUGAGGAUCUUAAGCAGCUUUUCCAUGUGUCUAAGGCGAUUAGAGAAGCGACUAUUAUUGCGAAACAGUGGCAUUUUGCAUAUAGCACACCUAGAAAGAUUCGGGCUUUCCGAACCAAGAUUGAUUUUUCGGAGUGGAAUGAGGAUUUGGAUGAGAUUGAAGCUCCGAAUGCUCCGAAGCAGAAGAGGCUGCAUAGGGCGCUGCCGAGCAGGAAGAAGCUGAAUGAGAUUUCGGUUAACUUAUUGGAUUCAUUGGAUGAGGGAAUGAGAAGAGGGCUUUUCAUGGAUGAAGAUGAUGAGUGAGAGCAAUCAGGGGUUUUUGUAUAUAGAAAUGUCCUGUUUUUCUGAUUUUGAUUGGUCUGUGUACAUAUGGAGAAAGUGGUACCUAGCAGCUUCUUCAAAUUCGAUCAUUGAAGAUCAAAACUUGCUUGUGUUCCUAUUUCUGUACAUGUGUUAGAAAGAAAGGAAGAGAGAAAGAAAGAUACUUUACUAGUUGUUUAUUUAAGGGCUUCAAUCUUUGAUCCCUUCCCACUGAGAAUAAGGAUGUAGAGACUUGGUUCUGUGACUUAUGAGCUUUAAUUAAUAAAAUUUCAAUUUCAAUUA
Molecule: messenger RNA, 941 nt
Organism: Argentina anserina (silverweed cinquefoil)
Lineage: Eukaryota; Viridiplantae; Streptophyta; Magnoliopsida; Rosales; Rosaceae
Product: F-box protein SKIP27-like
Exons: 3
Coding region: 87-641 (184 amino acids)
Molecular function (GO): protein binding
Source: RefSeq, a predicted model, not a curated record